Ictalurus furcatus (blue catfish) is the source of this 1542-nucleotide messenger RNA. Its product is annotated as homeobox protein six1b-like. The record is from RefSeq and is a predicted model, not a curated record. Bases 706 to 1269 code for a protein of 187 amino acids. Gene Ontology annotation, cellular component: transcription regulator complex; nucleus. Gene Ontology annotation, biological process: regulation of transcription by RNA polymerase II. The transcript has a single exon. Lineage: Eukaryota; Metazoa; Chordata; Actinopteri; Siluriformes; Ictaluridae. Gene Ontology annotation, molecular function: RNA polymerase II cis-regulatory region sequence-specific DNA binding; DNA-binding transcription factor activity, RNA polymerase II-specific.
CACACACACACACACACACACACACACUACCCUGAAGUUCAACACCAGUUUAAAUCAGCGACAGACACUGCAGGAGGAGAAAAUCACUUCUGAGCUCUUGGAGUUCAGAGAUUUCACAUUCAGGAAGUUCUUCGCGUCUUCAGUUUUCAGAAAGCGCUUGGGUUGUGUGUAAAUGUCGUAAACAGAGAUGCAGUUGGAGAGCUGUGAUGGGGUGAGAACGUUUCAUUUAGGAGGAGCUUUGAUUCUGAAGAUCACAUCAUCCUGAAGGAAUUGCUCAUGUCUGGAGAGUUGUGUCAUUUAUCUGGAGCUCUAGUUGUUCUUUUCUUUUUCUUUUUAGGAAGAAGUGUUUUUCUGGGUAGAAUUAAAAAAAAUUAAAUAAAUUCCAGGAAUUUUUCUUCUCAGAAGCAUUGAUUUGGAAAGUUCUUCUCGGAAUCUUUCGGACUGUCGCUCCAGUGGAAAAUCAGAGUCCCCCUGAAGGAACUGAGAGGGCUUUGUUGGUGUGUUUGGAGGAAAGUGCUGAGGGAAAAGUUGAACAGUUCCUUCACCUCUCUGAGAGGAGCAGCUUCAUGUUUCUGGAGCUUCUGGGUUUGUGAAGAUCUUCUCAACACGGAGUCACCGAUCUUCUCAGCAUCUCAGAGGAGCUUCGGUUUUGGGGAUGGUUCCUGUACCGCAGUUGGAUAUCGCGCAGUAGAAUAGAGUAUUCCCAUGGCGACUUCACCGAGCUUCGGCUUCACGCAGGAGCAGGUGGCGUGCGUGUGCGAGGUCCUUCAGCAGGGCGGAGAUCUCGAGCGGCUCGGUCGCUUCCUGUGGUCGCUUCCGGCGUGCGACCGCCUGCACAAGAACGAGUCGGUGCUCCAGGCCAAAGCAGCGGUGGCGUUCCACCGAGGAGACUUCCACGAGCUCUACCGGAUCCUCGAGAGCCACCAGUUCUCCGCGCAGAACCACGCCAGGCUGCAGCAGCUGUGGCUCAGGGCACACUAUGCCGAGGCGGAGACGCUGCGAGGGCGCCCGCUCGGGGCCGUGGGGAAGUACCGCGUGCGCCGGAAGUUCCCGCUGCCGCGCACCAUCUGGGACGGAGAGGAGACGAGCUACUGCUUCAAGGAGAAGUCGCGCUCUGUGCUGCGGGACUGGUACACGCACAACCCGUACCCGUCCCCGCGCGAGAAGCGGCAGCUGGCCGACGUCACCGGUCUCACCACCACACAGGUCAGCAACUGGUUCAAGAACCGGAGACAGAGAGACCGAGCCGCCGAGGCCAAGGACAGGUGAGCCGAGAGCGUGCUGCACGCUUUCUCUCUCUCUCUCUCUCUCUCUCUGACACACACACACACACACACACACACACCUUAUAAAACAGUUCCUCUUGUUAGGCCGCUUCAUGGCAGUUUACAGCUUGGUCCAGGUUGAAUCUGUAAUAAUCACAGGGAAAUGAAAAUAACCUGCAUGCACGGCACCGUGUAGACGUAAUAACUGUGUUUUAUUUCAGUGUUUCUGACAGUGGGGAUCUCAGCGCCGAUAAACCGCUCCAGCUCUGCAGCUCUG